Trifolium pratense (red clover) is the source of this 4374-nucleotide messenger RNA. Its product is annotated as kinesin-like protein KIN-12A. Gene Ontology annotation, biological process: microtubule-based movement. Lineage: Eukaryota; Viridiplantae; Streptophyta; Magnoliopsida; Fabales; Fabaceae. Gene Ontology annotation, molecular function: ATP binding; microtubule motor activity; microtubule binding. The record is from RefSeq and is a predicted model, not a curated record. The transcript is spliced from 16 exons. Bases 347 to 4102 code for a protein of 1251 amino acids.
AGAUUUUUGUGAAAUGUGUGAAAAAUAAUUUUUUUAAAAAAAUCUUCCCACUAUUUUUGGACUGUAGAGAGUAUAGAAAACCCAAAUAAGCAAGUCCAGAAUCAAGAUCCAGAUCUAAUAAAAAUUCAAAAAAUCUAUUUCUAAUUUUCUUAACCAAAAAAAAAAAAAAUUCAAAAAAUCGAGUUUCUCUCUCCAUCCCAAGAGUCAAUAGUGCGUCCCCUCUCUAUUCAUUCAAAAUCCGUUUCAAUUUCUCUUCUUCCCCCCAACGGCUACUUCAAACUUCCCCUCUCUCUCUCUCUCUCUCUUCUUACCUCUCCCAUUUCUUUCUCUCUCUUCACCGGAAAAAAUGAAGCAUUUCAUGCUUCCAAGAAACGCAACCGCAAGAGACGCCGCAGAGCUUCCAUCUUCAUCAAGUCCUAGCAGCUCCGCCAAAUCUAGACCCACUCGUAAACACAGCCAAACCAAAGAAAACUCAGAUCCAAAUUGCACCGUCACUUCUUCCCCUUCCCAUGUCAAAUUGAAAAGUCCAUUACCACCAAGACCUCCAUCUUCCAAUCCUCUCAAACGCAAGCUCGCUCUUGAUACUCUCGCCGCCGAUAAUUCACUCCCGGCAACUUCCGAUUCCGGUGUCAAGGUUAUUGUGAGGAUGAGACCGUUGCGCAACGAUAAGGACGAAGGAGAUCCUAUUGUUCAGAAGAUCUCCGGUGAUUCUUUAACCAUUAAUGGCCACAGUUUUACCUUUGAUUCUGUUGCUGAUGUUGAUUCUACUCAGCUUGAUAUUUUUGAACAUGUUGGGGUUCCUCUGGUUGAGAAUUGUUUGGCUGGUUUCAAUAGUUCCGUCUUUGCUUAUGGACAGACGGGGAGUGGGAAGACUUUUACAAUGUGGGGUCCGGCCAAUUCUUUGUCUGAAGAAAAUGUAGCAAAGGAGCAACAAGGACUAACACCGCGAGUUUUUGAGCGACUAUUUGCACGUAUAAAUGAAGAGCAAAUUAAGAACUCUGAUCAACAGCUCAAUUAUCAGUGCCACUGCUCUUUUCUCGAGAUAUAUAAUGAGCAAAUCACAGAUCUGUUUGAUCCAAAUCAAAAGAACCUUCAGAUUAGAGAAGAUGUCAAAUCAGGUGUUUAUGUUGAAAAUCUUACAGAGGAGCAGGUGUCUACAAUGAAGGAUGUUACUCAGCUUUUACUGAAGGGAUUAUCAAACAGGAGAAUAGGUGCAACCAGUAUAAAUUCUGAAAGUUCCCGCUCUCACACUGUUUUUACUUGUGUUGUUGAGUCCCGAUGCAAGAGUGCAGCAGACGGUGUGAGCAGAUUAAAAACAAGUAGAAUCAAUCUUGUUGAUCUGGCUGGGUCAGAACGACAAAAAUCAACAGGUGCUGCCGGAGAGCGUUUGAAGGAGGCUGGCAAUAUUAAUAGAUCACUCUCACAGCUUGGGAAUUUGAUAAACAUUCUUGCUGAGGUCUCUCAAACAGGAAAGCAGCGGCACAUACCAUACAGAGAUUCCAGGUUGACAUUUUUGUUGCAGGAGUCUCUUGGAGGAAAUGCUAAAUUAGCAAUGGUUUGUGCUAUAUCACCGGCACAAAGUUGUAGGAGUGAGACCUUCAGUACAUUGAGAUUCGCACAACGUGCCAAAGCCAUCAAGAACAAGGCAGUUGUUAAUGAAGUUAUGCAGGAUAAUGUGAACCACUUGCGCCAAGUGAUACGACAACUCAGGGAUGAACUGCAUCGAAUUAAAGAAAAUGGUUACAAUCCAAUGGACCCAAGUGGAGGUCAUUCAGCAGCUUGGGUUCGAAAAAGCUUGAACAUAUUACAGUCUAGCCUCAAUAGACCGCCACCAUUAUGCCGUGUCGAUGAAGAUGGUGAUGAGGAGAUGGAGAUUGACGAGGAAGAGGUUGAAGACCAGGAUCAAGUAAAUUUUGCAUCAGAAAAUGGCAACAAAAUGGACACUGAUGAUCAAGAUUUUGCCCAACCGUGUGAGGAGAAAAAUAAUGUCUCUGCUGGCACUAAAUUUCUAAAUGAAGAAUCAUCCUGUCCUGUGGGUGAACCUGACAGUGGAGAUUUCUCCGGUUUUUCAGCCUCAGACCCGUCCGGUGAUUCACCCAGUGCCACAGUGAACUGUGUCUCACCCGGUGGCCUUAGCAUAGUUAAGUGUGAAAUAUCCCCAAUCCUGAAAUCCCCAACUCCUAGUGUUUCUCCUAGAAUCAGCACCAGCAGGAAAAGUCUAAGGACAUCAUCGGGGGUAUCUCCUUCUGAGAAUGAUGUUCACGUUGAACGUGAAUUGGGCAUAAAGACUAGCAAUCUGAAAAGCUCAUCCACUGCCUUUUCUAGUCAGACAGGUCCAAGUUUCCUUACAAAAACUGAAAAUUUAGCUGCAAGCAUUCGCCAUGGUCUUGAAAUUAUAGAUAGUCAUCGUAGUGCAGCUUUGAGGCAGUCAUCAUAUAGGUUUUCAUUACGACCAAGAGAAUCCAGACAAACGUUCCCAGUUGACAAAGUUGAUGUGGGCGUGCAGACGUUUCUUGAUGACAAUGUUGAAGAAGAUUCUAUUUUGUUCACCUGUAGUAAUUGUAAAAACAGAACACAACUUGAUGUCAAUGAGACUGACAAUAGCUCAAACCUACAGUUGGUACCUGUUGAUGAUAGCUCAAACCUACAGCUGGUACCUGUUGAUUGCUUCGGGUCUGCUGAUAAGCCAAGCAAGCAAGUUCUCAAAGCAGUAGAGAAGGUCUUGGCAGGAUCAAUAAGGAGAGAAAUGGCACUAGAGGAAUUUUGUGCAAAGCAGAAUUCUGAAAUAAUGCAGCUUAAUCGCUUGGUACAACAAUACAAGAAUGCGAUGGAAUGCAAUGCCGUAAUUGCAAAGACAAGGGAUGAAAAAAUUCUUCGCCUUGAGAGCCUUAUGGAUGGUGUCUUACCUACCGUGGAGUUUAUGGAUGAAGAGCUGGUAGCUCUUACCCAUGAACACAAGGUUUUAAAGGAGAAAUACGAGAACCAUCCAGAAGUAUUGAAGAUGGAUAUAGAGUUAAAAAGAUUACAAGAUGAACUACAAGAGUAUCAAAAUUUCUACAAAUUGGGAGAGAGGGAAGUAUUGAUGGAAGAGAUACAAAGUUUAAGAAGCCAACUUCAAUUUUAUAUUGAUUCUUCAUCCACAGCAAGGAAGCAGUAUCCAUUACUGCAAUUGACUGGUUCAUCUGAACCCAAUUUGGCAGCAACAACUCUCACUGCCAUUCCAGAGUCAACAGAGGAGAGGAACGACACAAAUGAAAUUCAAGCAUCAAUCAAAGACAGUUUUGAAGUAAAACUUGAACAAGAAAGAAUUAAAUGGACUGAGGCAGAAAGCAGGUGGAUAUCUCUUUCUGAAGAACUGAGAGCCGAUCUUGAAGCUAACAGGUCGUUAGCUGAAAAGAGGAAACACGAAUUAGAUGCUGAGAGGGAGUGUACUAAGGAACUUCAGGAAGCCAUGCAUACGGCUAUAGAAGGACAUGCACGGCUUUUAGAACAGUAUGCAGAUUUGGAAGAGCAGCACGUCCAGUUGCUUGCAAGGCAUAGAAGGAUCCAAGAAGGAAUUGAGGAUGUCAAGAAAGCGGCUUCCAGAGCUGGGGUAAGAGGUGCAGAGUCGAAGUUUAUAAAUGCCCUUGCUGCAGAAAUUUCAGCAUUAAAAGCAGAAAGGGAAAAAGAAAGGCGAAUCUUAAGGAACGAAAAUAGAGGGCUCCAAGCCCAAUUGAAGGAUACCGCAGAAGCAGUGCAAGCUGCAGGUGAACUGCUUUUCCGGCUUAAAGAAGCCGAAGAAUCUGUCGUUAAUGCACAGAAACGGGCUAUGGAUGCAGAGCAGGAAGCCGCAAAGGCCUACAAACAAAUUGAUAGGUUGAAGAAGACACAUGAGAAGGAGAUUGUCUCACUUAAUGAGCUUGUUGCAGAAGCACGUUUGCAGAAGGAAUCGGUACCACCAGUUUAUGAUGUUGUCAUGCCCAAUUAUGAUGACGACUCAAAGGAGCCACCCUAUGUUAGUGAUCAGUUUGAGCCUUUUAAUAAUAAUAUUGCAGAAGAUGUCGAGCUUGCAAAAUUGGCAGAACCAUCCUGGUUCUCUAGUCAUGACAGAUGCAACAUAUAAAUCAUCAUUCUGUGUCAUUUUGUAUUAGCUUGUUGAUAUGAUUUGAAGAAAUGAUUGUAUUCUUUCGUUCUUACCCUUUGUGAGGGCAUAAAUGAGUCUGUAUCACCCCCCAUACCCUAUAUAUCUAGUUUUUUACUGCAAAGCCGAAUAUAAAUUGGCAGAUUGUCAUUAUAAAGUGCAAGUCUUGUAUGUUGUAUGUCUUUGAAGAAUCAAGAACCUCAGUUGUGUAAUAGCUAUUGACAUUGAUGCAAGUCUUGUAUGUCUUUUUGUCA